CUUGGCUCGCUCGAACGAUGAACCAGCUCGUUCCGACACUUUCAGAUUGCAUACUUUCCACGCUAAAACCACAAGUUAAUCUCUAUGUGUUCUUCCAGUAUCCCCCAUUCUGCAAAGGAUGAAUUUCGACGCGAACACACCAAAGGUAGCGGCGGUCGUGGGCUUUUACAUGUCUGCUGCACUGGUGAUGGUUUUUGUGAAUAAAGCUGUUCUUAAUGGUUCACCAGAUUUACCGCUGCUCUUCCUCCUCCUCCAGCUGCUCAUCGCAGUCUUGCUCCUCCACGUGGCGGCUAUGUUCAUUACACGUGUCGAGAUACCCAAGCUCGAGCUCGAGACCGCGAAGAAGCUCACACCUGUAGUCCUUGUCAACAUCAUUGGACUCAUUUUUAAUACUCUUUGCCUUCGCGAUGUUGAGGCUUCUUUUUUCCAGAUUGCGCGUGGCCUUGUCCUACCUCUGACCAUCAUUGUAUUCUCCGCGCACACUCAUACUGUGCCUUCUGUCCGAGUUGGAAUUGCUGCUGGUACAGUUGCCAUAGGUUUCUUGCUCGGCGUGGCACCGUCUGCAACAGUGCCCGCCCAUGUUGCGCCUUCUAGUCUUUCUCUAUUCUAUGGCGUCCUUUCGUCACUUUUCAUCGCUUUCCACGCUGUUCUGAUCAAGUCCUCCCUCCCUUAUUGCGACAACUCAACUAUUCAACUUGCAUACUGGACCAACCUGGGCUCGGCAAUUUUCCUUUUCCCUUUAGUUUUGCUUUAUGGAGAAAUUUCCACCCUUGAGGACCUUAUCCACGAUUCGAAUUGGGACGGACAAGUAUUUCUAUGGGGGAGUAUCGUGACUGGCGUCUUUGGUUUCUUACUUUGUAUCGCCGGCCUGCUCAGCAUCAAGGUUACAAGUCCUAUCACACAUAUGUUCUCUAGUGCCUCAAGAUCUGUUAUUCAAACCCUGUUAGGUGUCUGGCUAUUCAAAGACGUAAUGACGGUCAACCGCGCAGGGUCUAUUCUGGUUAUCACGAUAGGCACUGUUUAUUACACCUGGGUCAAAUCAUUGGAAGCCGCCCCUCCGCCGCGCAAGGAUGUUGACCUCGAGGUUAUAGGAAAUAGGAAGUGUGAGGAAGAUCCUGAUGAUGGCGAUGGCGAGGUUACGGUGGUUUUCGGAGGGCCGGAGGAGGAUGAAAAAGUGUAACAAACUGUCCCUGAACACUCGUGUAGGCACGGAAAUUCGUGAGUGAUCAUCAUAACGGGUAUAUUACUACCCGAGACAAUUCUUAUUAGUAGUACGCAAUACUCUUGCUUCCCAUAUGACAUCAACGCACACUUACGCACAUUACGCACUUACAAGUCAUUAGCUAUAUCUAUCGUGUUUGCGUGCCGAUAAUUACGUCGGUGACAUGUCACGAACAACUCCACUAGUAUACUUGAAGCUAUGUAAAUUGAUGAAGAGAACAUCAGUUCCUCAAAACGUGAAGGGUCGAUGAUGGCUGCGCAAUAUAUUAGGUUGUCACGUCCGUCGGAUCUUCAACUGACGUUCGGAGUCGUCAGGAACGACAGUCUUGAGACAGCCUCAUGUUGCGCCUCGAGUUUGCGUUCUCCGUGGUCAAUUGUAUCCAGAUAAUCACGCAAUUGCUGUCGCAUGAUCUGAUUGUGGACUCGUGAGCC
Molecule: messenger RNA, 1653 nt
Organism: Suillus subaureus
Lineage: Eukaryota; Fungi; Basidiomycota; Agaricomycetes; Boletales; Suillaceae
Exons: 7
Coding region: 119-1180 (353 amino acids)
Biological process (GO): GDP-fucose import into Golgi lumen; protein O-linked glycosylation via fucose
Cellular component (GO): Golgi apparatus
Molecular function (GO): antiporter activity
Source: RefSeq, a predicted model, not a curated record